Molecule: messenger RNA, 3045 nt
Organism: Caenorhabditis briggsae
Lineage: Eukaryota; Metazoa; Nematoda; Chromadorea; Rhabditida; Rhabditidae
Gene: Cbr-capg-2
Product: Protein CBR-CAPG-2
Exons: 6
Coding region: 1-3045 (1014 amino acids)
Biological process (GO): mitotic sister chromatid segregation
Cellular component (GO): condensin complex; nucleus
Source: RefSeq, a predicted model, not a curated record
AUGUCAAAAAGUAACCCAGUAACACCUAACAAACAACCACCGGAAGACUGGAACCAGCUGCUCAACGAGUUCAUACAAAAAUCAGGCCGAGGACUUCAGAAAACUUUCAUCAAAAAGUUGUGGGCCGUUCACGAAGACAUACUCGAAAAUGCGAAUCCGUCUAUUCUUCGAAUGAUGUUUUUUUCAACUGCUUUAACAGCGUGCCCAGAAGGUGUGAAGCUUGUCGCUGCCAUACUUUUCAAAAUUGGAGUAGCCAAUGGAAUGACAUUGGUAGAGAAGAACAUGACGAAAUACGAUAUGACAGAUGCAGAAUGCCAACGGUAUGGACAAGUUUUCACAACUGCCUGGUUGGAUGCUUUCCAAGAAGGUGAAUUUGAUUUGGCAGAAGAGAUGGAAAACGAUAUUAUCAGAGUGAUUUGUCAAAACGCGCUUUAUGCUCAAAAGCCAUUGGGAUCCAAGUUUCGUAAAAUGCUCGUACCGUUUGCGACUUCCAAAAAGCAAGAAGUCAGUGUGGAUGAAAUGAUCUCAAGAAUUCUAGAAGGAUGCUUAUGGAGAGCACUGGAAUCCUCAAAUUAUAUUGUUCAGUCUGCUGCCUCCGAAGUAUUUUUCAUGUUUUUCCCACUAACUGGAGAAGACAAAGAAAAUAUGGAGAAGUUGAUGGCCAAUCAGUACCGUUAUAUUUCUGACCUCCUUCAAAGUGACAUCGUUCCCAUCCGUACUGAAGCGAUUCCGAGAGCAAUGAGAACUCUUGGUGAUUAUUGGUUCAUCAUCGAUAAAGCUGUCGCAAAACAGCUCAUGACAUAUAUUAUCGAUACGUUAGCUAGGGAUUCUGUGGUCGGAGUGAGAGUAGCUGUUUACGAAGGACUCAAUGAAAUCGCAUUCAAUCCAAACUGCAUGAAUGCAUUCGAGCAUGGAUUCAAGUGUGCUGCGAAGAACGGAGUUAUAGAUUCUUCGGAGAGGGUCAGGCUAGCCGCUUUCCAAUGUUUGGCUAAAAUGAAGAAUCAUAAAUUUAUUAGCUGUUUCGACAUCAUGCAUCGCGAUGAUAUGAUAUCAGUGCUCGAUCUUGAGAAUGUAGAAGAUUGCCGCAAACAGCUGAUUCCAAUCAUCCACAUCUUCAUUCCAAUUUCAAAAAGUCUUGACGAAGCGCAUUAUCGCCCUCGGGUGAAUUAUAUGCUUGAUAAAAGCCGAAUCGCACUGUUGAGCUACUUCCGAUUGUUAGGACCACUGAAAAUUAUCGACGGAGAACAAGCAGAAGAGCUAAUUUCUAUGUUCAAUAGAUGGGCAUACAGACUGAUUCGAAAGAAGGAUCAGACAGAACUGACAGAAACAUCGGAAGGAUUCAGAAGAGCUAGAGCAUAUUUAGAGUGUUCAUUGAUCAUUUACAUGUCCUGCAAGAGAAUCUUCAUUGAGCUUUUUCAGAUUCUGAUAUUCGAUUGCGAACCAACAGUAAAAGCCAAAAUUGAUCAGAUGUUUGGAAAAAUUGUCAAACAAAUAUUCGAAAACUAUGGUAAUACGCCCCUUCUAGGAACAGCCACCGCAAUCAGUAGUGUCAUCCCGAAGGAACAUUUAAAAACAGUCGCUGCGGAUGUUCUUGCUCGGUUAGCAGACGAUGAAGUUCCCGAAGAAGCAGUUGAACCAUUCCUCGAGUCAGCAAUUCAUAUCAAUCCUGAAUCCGUAUUUGAUUCCUUGUCGAAUGGGCUGAAUGUCUUCAGCGAUUUGUAUGGAGAGCAACCGAAGCAGUCGAAAAAGAAGAAGCGUGACGUCGGAGAUCCAAAUGAAACAUUACAGACUACUCUUGGCCGCCUGAAGUACGUUUUACAAAGUCAUAGUACUUCCAGUCUUCUUGCUUCUAAUGACACUUUCAAACCGAAAAUUCUACACUUGGAGAAAAAAAUUGACUUUGUCCGUGAAGCGAUUGAGAAACGUUUGGCGAAGGAAGAAAACGAAGAGAAUGCUCUCAGUGACGAUAACCUUCUACUCGCACUGGAAUUCCGAUUCAUUCUCCCUCUGUAUGCUGUGUCAGAAAAUAAUCAAGACGAGGCAGAGCGAAAGCUGAUUAUUGACUCAACUAAAGAUCUUCUCCGUUGGUUCCAAAACAAUGUCGCUGGAAGCAUGUCUCAAAUCGGAGAGCACAACAUGGAAUUCUUUAUCAAACUCUCGUGCUUAUUUUUGAACUGCAUCACUGUCGCUCUAUCGGCAUAUGAUUUCAAAACGAGACCUGUUGAAUAUGAAGAUGAAGAAGACGCAGAAAAUCAGUCACCAGAAGAUAAAGAGAAAGAGGAAGAGGAUGAGACGACUGUGGCACAGUUGAUUAGCGAAAUCACCACUUCAUUCAGUAACAGCAACACGCCAGCCGAGAUAUUCGUUCCAAUUCUUCGGGUCGGAGCUAUCCUGUGUGAAGAAUCAUACUCAGAAACUCAUACUUCCAUGGCUCGACUUCUGCGAUUCACUCCUAAAUGGCUCAACAGACAAUGCACAGAUCUAGGCGAUGAUGAGUUCUCGUUGGAUCAAGAAAAAGAAAUUGCUGACGGCAUUCGCCAAUUACACAAAAAGGUUAAUGAAACUGACCAAUGGGACGAGGAAAUGGCUAACAGACUGUUUUCUCAUUGCUUCUGUUUUGCUGUGUCUUCCAUCAUGGAUGAUGACGAAGAAUUCGAAGACCCGCGUAGCGAAGAUUACAAACCUCCUCCAUUCAUUACCCUCGCUGUCAUCAAAUGGAUUUUGAAGGAUAAGAUUCUGGCUAACAAAUUUUUCGAUACAUUUUACAAAAAAUGCCUUUCCGAAGACGCCAAAAUACUCCCGGAAAGCGAAGGACAAUCAGAGACAAAACGCAAGCUGACAGAGCUGGUUAUUGUAUCUCAUUUCUUGCGAAUUCUGGAGAAGUAUUCAAAAACGAAUUUGCAACAAAUCAAAAAAGGAAUUGAAACAUGCACGACUCGUGUGUUGGACUGUUUUGCAAAUGUAUCUGACCUGGAUACCGUUGAUAAUAGCAUUAUGAAUAGUAUCUCGAAAAUAUUGGAUGUGGAUCUUCCCGAUGGAUAUUAA